Messenger RNA from Eruca vesicaria subsp. sativa (arugula), 801 nucleotides. Lineage: Eukaryota; Viridiplantae; Streptophyta; Magnoliopsida; Brassicales; Brassicaceae. The record is from the annotation of a GenBank genome assembly.
AUGGAUCCGAAACCUCUUGCUAUUGCUGGUGUAUUAUGCUUAGGCUUAGGCUUAAUUCUGAGCAGCAGUAAAAAGAACACUUCUGAGCUUCUACGUCGAGCUAUACUCGUGAAUGACCUGAAAGGGUUGGGGGAAUGUCUUGAAGAUAAUAAGGAGAUAGAAAACCUCACUGUUUUGGUAUGUGGAACAGUUGGAUCAACCUCGACCGUGGAGAACAGCUGUUUGGGAGUUUUCAUCAAGGAAACGAUGAAUACCUUUGGUUCAAAAAAAAAGAACGCAUUUGGUUCAGUAGAACCGAAAUCUGAAACCAUUACGGUGAGCCGUAAGGAAGUUCCUUGGUAUUUGGAUGAUGGUACUGCUCGAGUGUAUGUAUGUGAUUACCAAAAUGCCAAAGGAUUUUAUAAUACAUUAAAAGAGUACUUCUCUACUGAAUCAGUGAUUACAUACUUUAAAAUCAUUCAUUCUGAAUUGAUCAAAAAAAGAAACAGAAACAUUCAUUCUGAUGGCAAAGAAAAAAUGCUGAUUACUGAUGUUGAUUGUCGCAAGUGUGUGCAAGUUCUUGAGAUUGGCACGUAUUUGACGGUUGUUGGUAGGGCUGUGAGAGACAAAGAUGGUUCUCCCAUGGUAGAACAGGCAUAUCAGUUCUUCAAUGGACAUAUACAACUUGACGAAUUUGUUACUGAUCUGGAAUCAGAUUCGGAGGGCGAUGGGACUUUAUCGUUCUGCGUAAUGGCUCUGGGUGCGGUUUUGCUCGGUCUGAGCAUAAUGCAAAUUGAUGUUGAUGGUAAAGGAUCGCAAUGA